This is a messenger RNA of Paralichthys olivaceus (Japanese flounder), 3596 nucleotides long. RefSeq names its product PDZ and LIM domain 5a (gene pdlim5a). The record is from RefSeq and is a predicted model, not a curated record. Gene Ontology annotation, molecular function: muscle alpha-actinin binding; actin binding. Gene Ontology annotation, biological process: heart development; muscle structure development; actin cytoskeleton organization. NCBI's taxonomy places the organism in Eukaryota, Metazoa, Chordata, Actinopteri, Pleuronectiformes, Paralichthyidae. Gene Ontology annotation, cellular component: Z disc; adherens junction; filamentous actin.
UACACAGCGUGAAGACUCCUUUCUGGCACGGUGCGUAAUGGCGUGGCUCCGUCACAGAGGCCCCAUGUUUUGCUGGAUGUUCUUGGAGCUGUCUCACCACUUCCUGCAAUGUAUUUUAUAUUUUCCAGCUGCGAGUCAAUCCUCCAUUUCUAUUAUUCAUCACAUCGCAGGAGAUCUUGGAGCAGAAUCUUAAAGUGAGACGAUACACGCGAUCCUGUACCCAUCAUCAGAAGCCUGCAGCGACAUCAUCAUUAUCGCCUGAUCUGUGCAACGUGUUUUUUUUGGCUGCCAUCAGCAUCGUCACUUGCCAGCGACAUCAACCAAACGUAUAUUUGACGUUAUCGGGGAGACCAUGAGCAGCAACUACAGCGUCACUCUUUUAGGCCCAGCCCCCUGGGGCUUCAGGCUGCAGGGAGGGAAGGACUUCAACAUGCCCCUCACCAUCUCCAGGCUGACGGAUGGCGGGAAGGCGGCUAAAGCCAGCAUUGCUGUCGGUGACUUGGUUUUGUCCAUUGACGGCAUCGCCACGGAGGGCAUGAACCACCUGGAGGCCCAGAACAAGAUCAAGAGCUGCGCUGACAACCUCAGCCUCACCCUGCAGAAAGCCUCCAGUGUUCCCAAACCUCCGCCUGUGGCUCCAAAGGACAACAGAUCAGACAUCAUAAAACCAGUGGCCCUCACCCACCCGCCUCCACCAUCCCACCCGCACCCUCACCCCUCCAGCCCCUACAGCAAAACCACUAGACCUUACGGGGGCUGCGGCACGAAGAGCGACUUCACUCCGCCACAGUCGCCCUUUGCUGCCUUCAUCCCGUCCCCAUCCUCCGCCUUCACUCCUGCAUCCUCUUACGCCAGUCCUCCAACUCCUCCUCUUCCUCCUCCCCCACCUCCUGUGUCUUACCCAUCCUCUGCCUCCUCCUCACCCCCUGUCCUCGUUCCGCCUCAGCCGUCGGUGUAUAACACACCCAUCAACCUGUAUUCCAAUGAGAACGCCUGCGAGGUGGCCAUGGGGCAGAGGCGGGGCCUGUUGGAGAGUCAGGGCGGAGCGUUACCGCUGCAGUUUAAUGGUGGACCUCAAAGUAUUUUGAAAAAACCUCAGGCCCCAAGAGUCCCCAGGAAACAUGUUGUGGACACAGACAUCCAUUUUUACCACGUGCCCACGCACGCCGAUGCCAGCAGGAAGCGCAUAACGGAGGACACCGAGGACUGGCGCCCGCGCUCCGGCACCACCCAGUCCAGAUCCUUCAAGAUUCUGGCUCAGAUCACUGGCACAGAGCACGCUCUAGAUGAGGAAGCGGAUAAAGCAAAGAAGACAAAUGAGGACGGUGGUGAGCCUCAACUCAACAGCCACGAGUCUGCAGUCGUCAAAACCAUGAUUAAAGGACCUGCUGCAAGCCACGGUGAACGCCCACGUACCGGUUUGAUCCUUCCAUCUUUCGGUAUGAAGGGUAACGGCAGUGCCAGUGUCCCGAGGGUUCCUGUCCCAGCCCGACCUGUACCUCAGCCACAUCCUAAAGAUGAAGACACCCUGGUCCAGAUGGCUGAGCACAUUCCUGCAGGGACUCGUACGCCCAUGUGUGCGCACUGCAACCAGGUCAUCAGAGGACCCUUUUUAGUAGCAUUGGGUAAAUCGUGGCACAAGGAGGAGUUUAACUGCGCCCACUGCCGCACAUCCCUGGCAGACAUAGGCUUCGUGGAGGAGCAGGGAUGUGUCUACUGUGAACACUGCUAUGAAGACUUCUUCGCUCCAACAUGUAGCCGCUGCCAGGCCAAGAUACUGGGGGAGGUGAUCAAUGCCCUCAAACAGUCGUGGCACGUGUACUGCUUUCAGUGCGCUGGCUGUCAGCAGCCAAUCAGAAACAACACCUUCCAUCUGGAGGAUGGAGAGCCAUACUGUGAACAAGAUUUCUACAGUUUGUUUGGGACUGGAUGCCAUGGCUGUGAGUUCCCCAUCGAGGCUGGAGACAAGUUCCUGGAUGCCCUCGGUUACACCUGGCAUGACACCUGCUUUGUUUGUGCUGUGUGCUGCACCACACUGGAAGGCCAGACCUUCUUCUCCAAGAAAGACAAACCUCUUUGCAAGAAACAUGCUCACACAUUCAAGAUUUAAAUCUCGGACUCUUCUCACACAUUUUUGGCUGUGGAACAUUUGAUAGGUUGAGAGGAUCUUUGACUAUAUAGAUUAGUUUCAUGCACAGUGGUGUCUCCUGGUGAGCUAAUUCAGCCAAAUGCAGGCACUGUAAAGAAAACAUGAUUUACAUUUGCUUUCAUUAUCCCUUUGAGAUGCAGCAAUAAGGCUCACAGCUCAUAAUGACCAUUCUCAGUUUCAUCCAAUUUUCAGUGGAAAUACUUCCAGACUCAUUUUCAUCUGGAAUUAAGAUUCUGUGAUACCCAGAGUUUAAUCUUGACUUUUAUAGAGGCAUGACAGUGGUGACGUCAUCACAUUUUCUGUUUUAAUAUGUUAAGUGACAUGUCACUCAUUGUCGUUAGCCAGUACCAGAGAUAUGUUAAAUUAUAUAUUCAUACCCGUAUUAUAUGGAAACAAUGAGAGCAAAGUAUAUCAAACAACUUUAUUCAAAGCAGGCUUUUAUGUGGCUGUAAUCAAAUAACAGUCUGAGCAGCAGCUAUAAAUAAGUGUUUUUAUAUAGUUUGGGCUGAAUGAUGAUUAAAGCUGUAGCCUUUGAUAAAUGCUUAUAAUUAUUUAAACUUCUUUAUUUUUAAAUGAAUUCUAUUUCAACUUCUUUUUUUAAAUGAAUGAAAUGAAGUCAUUUUUAUUAUCAAUUUGUUGUGUGAAACUGGUAACACUGGCAAAACUAUCACCUGUUUCAAAACAAAACAUUAACUUUUAGUAAUAUAUGGGUCUGUGAGGCACUUAAGAAAGACAAAGAGGAAUGAAAAUUGGUCUUGAUUUUAUUGAGGACAUGAAUCUAAAUAAAAAGUAUACAUACAAAACAACAAAAUAUAAAGCCCAUAUUUGUAUAUUUAUGUAUCUCUCCUCACUAUGUGGACUGACCGAACUGCAUAGCAGAGGCAGCAAUGUGUUUUCUAUUCUGAGUGCCAAAUAAUUUCAUGAGUUUUAUAAUUUACCUUGUAUUAUUUUGUAUAUUAAUUUUCCAAAUUGCAUUCAUUUUUGGUUGAUCUGGUCGUCUAUGUGCCUCACAAAAGAAAUAAGCUCUCUGUGUCCUGCAGGAGAAUAGGUUGUCAAACAUGGAUAUUAUGAACUAUGUAUAUUUUAUUUUGUUUAUAGAUGUCUUAUCAGACAGUAUGUAUUUAACUGGGUGAAGGGCAUGGAUGCUGGUGAAGGGAAUCGAUGCCAAUUAGUUUCUUCAGUUUUUAAAAAAUUCUCACUUGAUUGUCACCUAACCAUCCCAAUGUACUGAUUUGACGAUAUUUAAUUUUCAUUCUGACUGAGGGGUAAAUACUGUACAGUAUUUUUGUUUUGUUUUCCACACAGCAGAGCAAAUUGUGACAAAACUCUGUUAUCUUAAUUUCACAUAAUUAUCAUUUAAAAAACUGUCCGGAGGAACAAUAUACAGUGUUGACUAACUGUGGCUUAUAAGAAAGAAUAAAAGUUCAGUCUGACCUGUUCAAUCCGA